AUGAAUGGGGCCCCAGUGCCAGACAUACAGGUAUAUGGCUACCUGCUCCAUACCCACUUGGCUGGGCGAGCUCUGCAGGCUGUACAAUACAGGUCAUCUUCUCAACUCCGAACAAUCUGUAAAGAUGAUUCCUAUGACUUCUAUCUGCAGGAGACUCGAGAUUUGCCAGCUCGAGUGGAGAUUAAGCCGGGUGAUGAAUUGCUGGUUGAAUGUCACUACGAGACCCUGGGUUGUGACUCCAUCACUUUCGGAGGUCCUAGCACUAUUAAUGAGAUGUGCCUCAUCUUCCUCUUCUACUAUCCCCGAAAUAACAUCUCCAGCUGCCACGGGUAUCCUGACAUCAUCUCUGUAGCCCAUGAGCUGGGGGAAGAGGUGUCUGAUCCCAUGGAGGGCAUGAUGGCCAUGAGCAGUGUUGAGUGGACACCAGAGAACAUUAAGAAGGCCGAGAAAGCCUGCAAGGAGGCCCAGCUGACUGUGUUAAUCAAGACUAUUGAUGAGCUUGUAGAAAACACCACAGGCUGGAUUCCAGACAUCAUUCCCACUCCUCGGGGACCCUGCUUAGAAUCUUCAGGAGGCAAAGUGGAGCCCCAGGAUAAGACCCCUGCAGGCUCCAGAGCUGCUCCAAUGCCCCUGUCCAGCUCCAGUGCUGCUCCCCUGAGAUGCCUUCCCCUGACAGCCCUCCUGUGCAUGCAGGGUGCCCUCUCAAGGCUCCUAGGCACGCUGCAGACUGACUUGUGAUUCUGUUUUAUAAGGGUGAUUCCCAGGGCCUUCAUCUCAGCCCUCCCCUUAUCUUCAAAGCCAGGAAUUCCUCCUAUAUUAGCUCACAUAGUCCCCCAGCUGUGUCUCUUCCCAUUACCUAGGUCAUGAACCUAUAGAA
This is a messenger RNA of Ochotona princeps (American pika), 877 nucleotides long. RefSeq names its product DBH-like monooxygenase protein 2. Bases 1 to 738 code for a protein of 245 amino acids. The record is from RefSeq and is a predicted model, not a curated record. NCBI's taxonomy places the organism in Eukaryota, Metazoa, Chordata, Mammalia, Lagomorpha, Ochotonidae. Gene Ontology annotation, molecular function: copper ion binding; dopamine beta-monooxygenase activity. Gene Ontology annotation, biological process: octopamine biosynthetic process; norepinephrine biosynthetic process; dopamine catabolic process. Gene Ontology annotation, cellular component: secretory granule membrane. The transcript is spliced from 6 exons.